Messenger RNA from Gamsiella multidivaricata, 810 nucleotides. RefSeq lists its product as uncharacterized. Lineage: Eukaryota; Fungi; Mortierellomycota; Mortierellomycetes; Mortierellales; Mortierellaceae. The transcript is spliced from 3 exons. The record is from RefSeq and is a predicted model, not a curated record. Gene Ontology annotation, molecular function: ferrous iron binding; ATPase activator activity. Gene Ontology annotation, biological process: positive regulation of ATP-dependent activity. Bases 43 to 504 code for a protein of 153 amino acids.
CAUCCAUCCUCUUGUCUUCGUUCAUCUCUGCACCCCAAGGCCAUGCUCAAGGAUUACUAUGCGAUCCUCGGCAUUUCCGAGGAUGCCACUCUCACGGAGAUCAAGCAACAGUACCAAAAGCUGCUUCUGAUCAAUCAUCCUGAUAAACAGCAGCAGAAUCAAUCCCAGAUGACAUCCUCGUCUACGCCAACGCUGAUACCACUUCAGGAUAUUAAAGAGGCGUGGGAAUAUCUCCGCUUGCCAGCACAGCGGGCCUUUUAUGACUCGUCGCUCAAAGCCAUGAGGCUCCGUGCCAAUGGCCAAGUCAACGACGACAUUGAUCUGGAUGACAUGGAUUUUGAUGAAGAGACUGGCAUCUAUUCAUCGCCUUGUCGAUGCAGCGGAGAAUAUGUCAUCACGGAGGAUGAGCUGGAAUUGGGUGUGGACAUCGUGGUGUGCUCCACCUGCUCGCUGAUUGUCAGGAUCCACUACGAAAUCGCAGACGAUCAAGAUUACGCCAAUUGAGCAAUGGCAGUUUCCUUGAUUGAAUGUCCAACAAGAACGUAGCGGAUCGAGCAGGCGGACUAAGUUGACUACAGUACAAUCCAUCACUUAGGACAUGACAGACGAUCGAUGUGCUCCGUCUGCAGCGUCGCGUGAUUAAUGUCUGGUCUUUUGACUAGGAACACUAAGAGACGCUUGUAGGGCCAUUUCUGUGCGUCAAAGUGUUAGGAACGCGGAAUUUCCAAGCAAUGUGCCGACAAUUUGUCUCCAAAAUCUGCUGCGCUUUGAGAAAUGACGAGCUGCGUGGAUGCAUGGCGAGAUGGAUGU